AUGUCUUCGAACCAGCAGCAGGGCCAGGCCGGCCAGUUCGCUACGCAGGGCCAGUACGGUGGCGUGACCGGUGGUGGCUUCGGCGGGGCGCUCGCCAAGGAUCGCGACGGCAACCAGGCCCAGAGCCAGCAGGACGAGCGCUCCCCGUACGAGGGCUACGGCGCCAACGACAGCUCCGCCAGCGGUGGCUUCGGCCUCAACCAGAGCGGCUCGUCGUUCUCGCGUGCGAACCAGAUGGGCUUCGACGACACCAAGGGCAACAUUGGUUCGGAGCAGUACAACUACACCUCCAACGACGGCGGUAUGAAGACUGGCGCCAGCACCCCCGGCUACCGCAAGGAGGGCGAGGACGAGGGUAACCUUACCUCGCAGUUCCGUGGCCAGAACCUUGCCUUAUCGAAGAAGGACGACGACGAGCCCGAGAUCUAA
Cutaneotrichosporon cavernicola is the source of this 429-nucleotide messenger RNA. RefSeq lists its product as uncharacterized. The transcript is spliced from 5 exons. The coding region runs from base 1 to 429 and encodes 142 amino acids. The record is from RefSeq and is a predicted model, not a curated record. NCBI's taxonomy places the organism in Eukaryota, Fungi, Basidiomycota, Tremellomycetes, Trichosporonales, Trichosporonaceae.